CACCAGCAACAUUGAACAGAAGGGAGCAUCCUCGUAGUCUCCGACUCUCCGUUCCGACAGCUCGCCGUUGUGCAUUAGAUUCCACACUGAAGCUACAAUCUUUACACAAUUCAAUAGCGAAAUUAGCGUAAUUUCUUCUACCCUUUUGGUUUUCUUCCAAAAUGUUACCUAUAAGCCUUAGCCUCUUACACUUGAGGCCCUCCCCAUUCUUCCGUCUCCCUUCCACCUCCCUCCGCUGCUGCGCCACCGGCGACAUUUCCUCCAGUCCUAUUUUUCCCAGGUGGUUCCAGUUCCCAACCAGCUCUGAGGUUUCUGGAGGUCUCCGAACAGGGAAGGAGUAUUCGGAGACUGCCGCCGGCAACUGCGGUGGCAACGUGAAGGUGAAGAAGUGGUUGAGAAACAGAGAGAAUUAUUUGGCUGAUGAUAGUGAUGCCCUUCCCCUCCCCAUGACUCAUCCUGACUCCUCUCCCGUUUCUCCGGAGGAAAUUGACAAGCGCCUGCAGUGUGAUCCCCAAGUUCAGGAAUGUAAGGAAGUGGUUUAUGAAUGGACUGGACAAUGCCAAAGUUGCCAUGGUUCUGGAUAUGUAAGCUAUUACAAUAAAAGAGGGGAAGAGAUGAUCUGCAAAUGUAUAGCUUGCGUUGGAGUAGGAAACUCCUCCAGUCCACAGGUACCUGGCAAAGCUCCAGCCAAAAGGGUGUCCAUGAGUGGCACAUUUAACUGCUAUUCAGUGGGUAUACAAACUUCAGUACUAAAGUUACCACAUCAUGAAUGUGUGUAUUUUGGCUGGACAUGAAUGGUUCAAAUAUAAAGCUAGAUUUUAAUUUUGAAUCUUUAGAACUCAGGUUGUCAGGUAUUAAAAGUUGGUUUAAGGAAGCCUAUGUUUGUGUGAGCUUGUCAUAAUGCUGAAAUUGGAAUUUAAUGCUCGGGAAUGUUAUAGAUAAUAGAUAUUUUCGAUGCACUAAACUAGUAGUGUAGGGAGAUACUGGCGUGUCCAUGUGCAAUUAAUUCUCAUAAAUGUUUUAGUCACACUUAUGCCAAAAUGGACUGAGAAUUUUUAAAUUGAAAGUUACUGCACAGAUAGGAUUUCCAAAUUUGUGUGGAGGUUAUGUUGCUGCAGCAUUUCCUAAGGGUCCAAGGUCAACUUGGGCAAGUUUUUGGAUAGGAAUCCCACUACCUCUGUUUCAAGGAAACAUCAUUGCAUGUCUGAGGAUAAGAUUUGUGCUAUGUCAGAUAGCCUAGCUGGAAUGUUAGGUUGUGGAUGAUGAUGAAUGUAUUAAGGGAAUAAUAAAGAUACCUUGAGCAGUUACUAUUGCCUUAAGGUGACUCACAUCCCUACUGUAGCUCUUUUAAAUCCCUCAAUGGAGAGGUAAAGCUGUCUUUUUUAACAAAUGGAUUCUCUUUCA
Molecule: messenger RNA, 1404 nt
Organism: Rubroshorea leprosula
Lineage: Eukaryota; Viridiplantae; Streptophyta; Magnoliopsida; Malvales; Dipterocarpaceae
Source: the annotation of a GenBank genome assembly